AGGUUUUCAUUGCCCGUCCUUUCGUCGCGGUGUCGCCCUACGAGCGACCAUUUUCCUUCAAACAGCUCCUCGUAGUUUAGUCUUUCAAAAUUGUGGUCGAUCUUUCGAUUUUUUUGAAAUUUUUUUAAAGAAAUCCCCUUCAGCGCCCAAUCGGACUUUUUAGUUGAAACAAUUUACAGAAGAGUUUAGUAUGAAUCCAGAAUACGACUAUUUGUUUAAAUUACUUCUUAUUGGAGAUUCAGGUGUAGGAAAAUCUUGUCUACUUCUCAGAUUUGCAGAUGACACUUAUUCAGAAAGUUAUAUUAGUACAAUUGGUGUGGAUUUUAAAAUUCGAACUAUUGAGUUAGAUGGUAAAACAAUAAAGCUGCAAAUUUGGGAUACAGCUGGACAAGAAAGGUUCAGGACCAUAACGUCCAGUUAUUAUCGGGGUGCCCAUGGAAUAAUUGUCGUUUAUGAUUCGACUGACCAAGAAUCGUUUAACAAUUUGAAACAAUGGCUUGAGGAGAUCGAUCGCUAUGCAUGUGACAAUGUCAAUAAAUUACUUGUAGGAAACAAAAGCGAUCUUACAAUUAAGAAAGUCGUCGACUAUUCAACUGCUAAGGAAUAUGCAGAUUUCCUUAAAAUACCAUUUAUAGAAACUUCAGCCAAGAAUGCGCAAAAUGUUGAACAGGCAUUCUUAACAAUGGCAGCCGAGAUAAAAAAUAGAGUCGGCCCUUCAUCGACACUUGAAGCUCAGACCAAUUUGAAAAUAGAAGACGGCAAAAGAUACACAGCCGGAAAAUCUGGUUGCUGCUGAAUAAAUUCAAACAGAUCGAUGUAACUUCUCUCAGAACCCAGAACAGUACAUAUUCAUUGGAUUUGUUGUUAAUAAUUUAUUAGUCACAAAAAAGUAAAACUGAUUGUACUUUUUUAAUUAAGACAUUAUUUAGGUUGACUCUUCUUGAAACACAAUCUACGUUAACCUUUCAAGAUUUAAGCCAAAUUAUUUACUGUGAUUUAAAUAAGAUGCAAACUAUGAAGUUUUUGAUAAUUUUGUUUGUUUGUUUUCGAACGAUUACCAUAUUUCGUACAACUGCACACUGUCUAAUCUGUGUGGGGUUUCAAUUGUAUUUAUAACAGUUUUAAUUAAAAAGUCAAUUUCUAAAAGAAUUUCAUUUUUCCACCUAGUUAGCGAAGAAUGUUUCCUAAGAAAUUUUGUCA
Messenger RNA from Cimex lectularius (bed bug), 1200 nucleotides. RefSeq names its product ras-related protein Rab-1A-like. The transcript has 6 exons. NCBI's taxonomy places the organism in Eukaryota, Metazoa, Arthropoda, Insecta, Hemiptera, Cimicidae. Gene Ontology annotation, molecular function: GTPase activity; GTP binding. The record is from RefSeq and is a predicted model, not a curated record. Bases 191 to 796 code for a protein of 201 amino acids.